UCACGUGAUAAGUGUUUAUAUUUUUCGCCAGGUGUAUGUUGUCAGCAAUUAGUAAUCCAUAAAUAAUCCAGACUCCUGCAUUUUUAAAUUUCCAGAUUUUUGUGUUAUUAUUUACGCAAUGUUUAGUACGGUGACAAGCUGGCUUGGUGUUGGGGAAAAGGGUGACCUAGACAUGCCACCAGACGAUGCUAAAGAAAACAAGCAAGUUGAGAAAAACGAAGGAAAAGAAGUUCCGAAUCCUGAAACGGACAACAGUGAGAUCAAGAGUGACACGGACACUCACACUGUCACUGACACAGAUGAAAAAGUGACAGCAGAAAACGAAAAUGAUAUUUCAGCCAAGCAAGCAUUGGAAGAUGUGUCGGCUAAAGCACUGAGUACUGCUAAAGAAUGGGGAAGUUUUUUGUACAGUUUUGGAAAAGCUGCCGGGAAGACAGUUGCAGACACAGCAAAACAACUGAAGACAUCUGUUGAAGAAAAGACAUUGUUGGGUCAUUUUGCGAAGGAGCAGGACAAGUUUGUGGCAGAACACCAGGAGAAGACCAAACACCAGGAAGCGGCCGUCCCACCAUGGGUGGGCUACAAUGAGGAGGAGGUGAUGAAGUCACAGAUACUCGCACUGUCUCAGGACAAACGAAACUUUGUGAGAAAUCCUCCUUCUGGUGUUCAGUUCCAGUUUGAUUUCAAUGCUCUUGAACCUGUUGCUAUGGCAACAUUACAAGAAGAUCCAAAUUUGCAGAAAAUGAGAUUCGAAUUAGUACCAAAACAGGUCAAAGAAGAUGUGUUUUGGAAAAACUACUUUUAUCGAGUUUCCCUCAUUAAACAGUCCACACAGCUAACAUCUCUAGCACAAACUACAGGUUCUACAGGGGAGAACCGGUCUAGUGGCAGCUCUCGUCGGUCAUCAACAGGAAGUGAAAACAAAGGAGAAAGUAACGACAGUGAAAAUGACAACAAAAAAGCAGACACCACAAAUGCCCAGAAGAUCGAGAAAUCCAGCAAGGAGGAUGAACUUGCUGUGGGGAGUCCACCCCAGGACAACGAGUUCAUCAGUGACACAUUCGCAGGAAGCGCUAUCAGUGAGGACGACAUCCGCAAGGAAAUAGAGCAGCUGCGGGUCACGGGGGACAACAAAGACUCUAACGAAGGCGAUGUUGCCCUUGAUGAUGUUGCUCAGUGGGAGAAGGACCUCCAGCAGGAGCUGCAGGAAUACGAGAUGGUCUGCGAGGGCGUGGACGUCAAUGACGAUGACCUGGAGCGAGAGAUCCUGCAGCAGAUAGAGGACGAGGCAUCGUUGUCAUAGCAACAUCUGUGGGUUUUACAUUUUGCGCUUGUGUCCGUCUCUCCUAUCUAUCUUCAGUACGUGUGGGUGAACCUUUCUACUGGUUUAUACAUAUGACCUUAACCAUAAUAUAUUGUAUUUAUGAGUUUGAUGUUUCGUGGAUAACCACAUACAAGUCUUUAUAAAUCUGAUGUUCAUGGAUACAACAUAUUGAUGACAUUGAAAUGUACAGUGGUCAUGCUUGGGUCCUUAUGGUUGUACGGUUACCUGUGUUAGCUAAUUGAGUUUAACUGGUUAGAAAGAGGUUUAUUGUGUUUCAUUAUCGGACCAUGCUAUAAAGAUAGAUUUUGUUAAUACUUGUUAUGUUUUUAAGAUGUAUCUGUUCAAGUGAGGGAGUUGGAGAAAGAUGUGUUGUUGCAUUGCUAGUGUUUUCUAUGUAUCAAUUGAUAUUUGCUCUAACAGCCAUCUGCAAAAUGCUAUCAUGUCUUGUAAAGAGCGAUUAGGUAGCUAUGUCUAUUACGGGGUCAUAUGCGGUUAUCAACAUUAUUCAUGAGCAUACAAACCCUACAGAUAAUAAUGGUACGAGCUGACCUGUAUUAGGCACCAUCUGUCUUAAUACUUCUCAAACCCUACAGAUAACAAUGGUACGAGCUGGCCUGUAUUAGGCACCAUCUGUCUUAAUACACUUCUCAAACCCUACAGAUAACAAUGGUACAAACAGGCCUGUAUGAGGCACCAUCUGUCUUAAUACACUUCUCAAACCCUACAGAUAACAAUGGUACAAACAGGCCUGUAUCAGGCACCAUCUGUCUUAAUACACUUCUCAAACCCUACAGAUAACAAUGGUACAAACAGGCCUGUAUUAGGCACCAUCUGUCUUAAUACACUUCUCAAACCCUACAGAUAACAAUGGUACAAACAGGCCUGUAUUAGGCACCAUCUGUCUUAAUACACUUCCAGGCUGGUAGGUGCAGGGUUCAUAGCCCAGUACUGGCUCCAAUCCAGAGCGAGUUCUUAAGGGCUCAGUGGGUAGGUGUAAGGCCACUACACCCUCUUCUCUCUCACUAACCACUAAUCAACUAACAACUAACCCACUGUCCUGGAUAGAUAGCCCAAAUAGCUGAGGUGUUUUCCCAAGACAGUGUGCAUUGGAUCUAAGCACGGAAAUAAGUUGAAAUGAAAUGAAAAUGCACUUCCCAAACCCUAUAGAUAACAAUGGUACAGGCUGCCUGCAUUAUGCAGUACCUGUCUUUAAGAAGCUACACUGAUGCUAACAUGUGGCUGUUUAACACGGGUCUACUGGUAGAGGUAGUGUGUGCAUUCUAAGUGCAUUGGCUGAUCAGUGUGUGUGUGUGUGUGGGUGUGUUCCAGGAUGAUGUUAGUGGGUGGUGUUCAUCUUGACACAUACUACAUACACUCUAAAAAAAACAAGUACAGAUUUACAUGGUAUUUUGAAUGAAGCACACAAACCAAGAUAUUGCAAAAGAAAUGUGUUGUUUGUCCAGAGUGAUACUGAACGCAGUUAUGUGAGUAAUAGAUGUGUCAUCCAUUAUCCAGUGUUACUGAUUACCAACAUCUUGAUGAUGAAAUCAUCCUGUAUGUGACAUUUGUAUUUCAUUUUAACUUCAGUUUCAUGCUUAUGUGCAGUUACCUUUCAAGCAUUCUCUGUCCUGGACCCACAUCUCAGCAGUCUGGGCUGUCUCUCCAGGAUGGAGGGUAAGGGUGAGUUGUUUGUAGUUAGAGAGAACAGGCCUCAGCGUUUAUUGGAAAUACAUGUACUGUCAGUUACAUGCUCUGUACUCUUCAGAACCCAUCACAAACUGUUCUUUGGUAAUCAUGAUAAUGGUAGAUUAUGUUACAUAAUAAUGGGUAACAAACUUUCAGUUCUGUGAUUUUGCCCACAUGCUCUCUACAUGUUUCUGAGACACUGCGUGAAAUCCAGAGACCUGGUGAAGUCAGUGUCGAGGACUUACACCUCCACAUAGAGCCCUUAAAACUCACUCUGGGAGUGUGUCGAGGACUUACACCUCCACAUAGAGCCCUUAAAACUCACUCUGGGAGGGUGUCGAGGACUUACACCUCCACAUAGAGCCCUUAAAACUCACUCUGGGAGUGUGUCGAGGACUUACACCUCCACAUAGAGCCCUUAAAACUCACUCUGGGA
This is a messenger RNA of Gigantopelta aegis, 3446 nucleotides long. RefSeq names its product synapse-associated protein 1-like. NCBI's taxonomy places the organism in Eukaryota, Metazoa, Mollusca, Gastropoda, Neomphalida, Peltospiridae. The transcript is spliced from 9 exons. The record is from RefSeq and is a predicted model, not a curated record. Gene Ontology annotation, cellular component: synapse; cytoplasm. Bases 119 to 1303 code for a protein of 394 amino acids.